Sphenostylis stenocarpa is the source of this 963-nucleotide messenger RNA. NCBI's taxonomy places the organism in Eukaryota, Viridiplantae, Streptophyta, Magnoliopsida, Fabales, Fabaceae. The record is from the annotation of a GenBank genome assembly.
AUGGAAAAUGCUUUCAUAGAAAUUCAAGUUCCCGGACAGAAGUUCGUUAAGGGAGUUCCAUUUCCUGCGGUGGUUUCUCCUUCUGCAAGUGCGGUUCCUCUCACGGACUCCGUCAAAACCAACGAACCCUUCCUCCAAUCACUGCUCCUGCGAUCGGGUGCUGUCCUUUUCCGAGACUUCUCCCUCUCCACCGCUUCCCAUUUCAACGACGUCGUCGAAGCGUUUGGCUACGACGAACUUCCCUACGUCGGCGGCGCAGCUCCCCGCACCAACGUCGUCGGUCGCGUCUUCACCGCCAAUGAGUCCCCACCUGAUCAGAAGAUCCCUUUCCACCACGAAAUGGCUCAAGUUCCUGAAUUUCCUUCGAAAUUGUUUUUCUUCUGCGAAGUGGAGCCUGGGAGUGGGGGCGAAACCCCCAUUGUUCUUAGCCAUGUCGUGUAUGAAAGGAUGAAGGACAAGUACCCUGAGUUCGUGGAGAGACUGGAGAAGCAUGGUUUGUUGUACACUAGGGUUUUAGGAGAAGACGAUAACCCUUCUUCCCCAAUUGGCCGAGGCUGGAAAUCAACCUUCUUAACCACCGACAAAACCAUCGCUCAACAAAGGGCUGCUAAACUGGGUAUGAAGUUGGAAUGGUUGGAGGAUGGAGUGAAGACGGUUAUGGGUCCAAUUCCGGGUGUAAAAUAUGAUGAGAGGAGACAACGGAAGAUAUGGUUUAACAGCAUGGUGGCUGCUUACACAGGGUGGAAAGAUGAACGGAAUGAUCCUGUUAAAGCUGUUACCUUUGGGGAUGGUGAACCAUUACCUCCUGACACUGUUUAUGAUUGUCUACAGAUACUGGAGGAGGAAUCUGUGGCCAUUCCUUGGCAAAAAGGGGAUAUUCUCUUGAUUGAUAAUUGGGCUGUCCUUCAUUCCAGAAGAUCUUUCGAUCCACCACGCAGGGUUCUAGCUUCCCUUGUCAAGUAA